AUUGAGGUUUCGCCCUCCGACCCGCGACGCCGUCUUGGUCCUGGAUAUCUUACUUCUAAUAUAUAUCACUUCACGUCCCGUCGCACUCCGGACUACAGUACGUGCCGCCGCCGUCGCCCGCGUCGACGAUUAAAUCAAUAUAUCCAGACAUCGACCUAGACUCGAGUUUCGCUCACAACAAAACAACAGAAACAUUUCAUUGUUUCUGCACGGCUUACUAAAGCUGCUCGCACUCAGAUAGGCACCUUUCCGUUGGUCUCACUGCCCCAUCGAUCGCGUUGCUAUCCGUUUGUUUUGGUGUAAACACAGAACAUCAUCUGCCGCCCGGCUCAUUCCCAAUGGCUACUGACAUCCGCCGAUCGCGGUCGAACACCUCCAUGUCGACAAGGAGUAAUCGACCGCUCUCGCGCGCCUCGACAACGAGUGUGCACUCGUUCGAUCAACACGACCUCCAACCGCAGUUUUCCCAGUCACAGCCGCCCCGGCCGGCACACUUCUCACAACCACAAUACAACACAUCGUUCACCAGCGAGCCCCUACAGCCUGUAUUGCUACAAGCUGCGCAGCAUGUGAGCGCGCAGGACAAUCUGAUGAGCACCUCGAUGGAAAGCCUGCAGCAAUUCCUCGGCUACCCUGUCGAUGCCAACCAAAACCCAGUCCACGCAAACGGCAUGCCCUCGCAACCCAUGGAUGCCCACCCGUACCACCCAUCCAUGUCGCAGCCACCAUUACAAACGCAGUACAUAACACCGCUAGUCGAAGUGGAAGACAAGAAGAAGAAAGGCUCGACGUCAGGAAGCGCAACAAACGACAAGGAGCUACGACAAAUGCUGCAGCAGAACGAGGGGCGCAAACUGAAAGACGUGGCUGCAGAAGUCAUCCAGACUGACAGAACGUCGAAGGCGGAGAAGUCGAAGCAGCUAUUUGCUAUGCUAUGGCUCAAGUCUGUUUGCCGCCUUGCGAAAACAUCCGUACCACGCAACAGAGUCUACUCAAAGUAUGCAGAGCGCUGUGGUACUGACCGCGUCAUUCCAUUGAACCCGGCAUCAUUUGGCAAGCUUGUCCGUGUCAUCUUUCCGGGCAUCCAGACUCGACGCCUUGGUGUUCGCGGAGAGUCCAAGUACCACUACGUUGACCUCGCCCUUAUCAACGACAGCGAAGAUGGAGAAGAUGCUCGUCGACCGAACAUUGGCCCUAUAGCACACCACACCAUGAAGAGGCAACAGUCCUCCGGCCCAAAGCUCGACUUCAACUCGAUACCACGGCUGCCUGCAGAUAGCGCACAGUUCCCACCGCCGGAUACUGGCACAGAAUCUACUACCACUCAAUACGCCCCGGCUGGAUCCAAGGGUCUUUUGUUUGCCGAUAUCUACUCAAACCAAUACCGCCCAACCAACGCUCGCACGAAGACCUCAUACGAAUACGAACUGAAGUUUCCAACGGCAGAAGUACUCACAGCCUCGGAUGUGCUGGAGAUCGAGCUUCCAGACAUCACCUCAUACUUGCCUGCGCGCACCGAUCCUGAUUCGGCGGACAACCUGACGGCUAUGUACCGUUCGCAUGUCACAUCCCUUGUAGACUCGGUCCGGUAUUGCAAGGAGAAGCAAUUCUUUCGGUUGUUUGGUACCUUCCACGGCACCUUGACGGUACCAGUGCAGAAGCUGUUCGCGUCGCCAGAACUCGCGCCGUGGAUCAAGGAGUGCGAUUGGAUGAUGUACCAGAAGAUGAUUCGCAACGUCUCCCAGCUCACACUACAGGUUGCUCCUCCGAUCGUUCUCAGAUUCCUCGACAACGUUGCAAAGACCUUGCACGCACAUAUCAGCAAAGUCUUCCAGCCAUUGCCCGUACACGUCCUCGAGGCCAAGCUUGAGCCUGCGACCAACUUCGCACAUCUAUUACGUCAGAUGUUACGAGUCAACUCCACAGCGCAUGCGGCUGCUGUUAUGCUCACGGCCGAAAACCACCGCACUCAGAUGUUCGCUGACUGGUUGUCGCACGUUAACAUCAAACGCAUCAUCGCCAACGAGCUGCCCGGUUCUUGUAGUCACGAAGAAGUAUACAGCAUAUUGAUGACGGAGAUACGUCCCAUGCUCGGCCCACUGCCACAGGACAUCCAGUUGCCAACCGGAACUGUCUACCAUGCCACAUACCCAGACCCCCCCGCCGAUCCUACAGAAUCCGUCAUCGAUCGUAUCGCAGCCUUCCUCAUACGCCUACCAUUCCGCUUCCCGAAUGCGCACGCUCGCACCGUUCUACACUGCAUCAACGCAAUUGGGUCUGCUGCAGUACGUGAAAUCACUGUGGAGAAUGGUGUCAGCUUUCAGGCUUGGUGGUUGAACAAGGUCUUCGUCGAUGAGAUGGCUCAGUGGCUUGCUUCCUUGGGCGGAUUUUUGGAUCACAGUCCACCAAACUGGAGUUCGUCAUCAUACUCGCCGGUCCUUGAGGGGUCUGUAAAUGCAGGCAUGAACAACGGCGGGAGUGGAAGCAACAACGAGAGCAGAUACAGCAGCCUCGAUGCCGAAUUUGGACCCGAUCAAUCAUUCAUGUCGACCACUACCACGGCGAUGCAGGACAACAUCCCCGCGAAUCACGAAGUCCAUGCUCGACGACCUGCUCAACAGCAGUACGAUCCCAUGAGCUUCAGCUUCGAGUACGACAUGAACCCUUCGCAACAGGAAAGCCAUCAUGAUGACAGCGGCAUUGGUCUCCUCGAUGAUGGUCUCGAGACCAAGUUCCAAUCCCACAUGCAGCAAGGCCUCAAGUCGCAUUUUUCACAUCCGCCGACUCCACAGCUGCCCACAGGCGUAAGCUAGUCGCUCUCUGUAUACCAACUGGCGCACUUUCGUACGCCCGAACCCUCAAAACCUCUUUCCUGAUAUACCAUUGCCCUUUGCUUUUAUGCGCUAUGACGCCUCCGAACUUAUGAUACCACCAAAAUUUGUUGGUUUGUCUGGGAAUGUCUCGUUGAUCUACCUGAUUUUGUAUAUGUGCUCUGGUCACAUGGCGUUGUCUUUGCUUAUUGUUAAUCUUGUUGCAUCUUUCAGGCACCUCUGGCUCGCCACGGAUCACGUUGUUAUGUUCGUUAUGGCUCUCGUCUCUUCACAGUCGUCGUAUUGGACUACUGACUGAGUUCAUUUCUUGUUUAUACAUUCGAGGCUGCGUUGACAGCAGGGCGCAACUCUUUACCCGCGAUCUUAGCU
This is a messenger RNA of Macroventuria anomochaeta, 3200 nucleotides long. RefSeq lists its product as uncharacterized. Gene Ontology annotation, biological process: regulation of transcription by RNA polymerase II. The annotation marks the transcript as partial. Gene Ontology annotation, molecular function: RNA polymerase II cis-regulatory region sequence-specific DNA binding; DNA-binding transcription factor activity, RNA polymerase II-specific. The record is from RefSeq and is a predicted model, not a curated record. NCBI's taxonomy places the organism in Eukaryota, Fungi, Ascomycota, Dothideomycetes, Pleosporales, Didymellaceae. The transcript has 3 exons.